UUUUGCCCCACCCCCCCUCCCAUGUUUGUUGUUCUUGUUAUCCCACCCCAGUCCUGUAGUCUUGUUGUCCUGUCUACCCCUUGUCAUGUUCACCAUGUUUGUCUGGUUUUUGUCUUUGUCUCGGUCUGCCUUGUCUUGUCCGUCUACCCCUUGGUGAGCACCUGGAGGUGCUCAUUAAAGGGGGGGCUUCUGUCAUGGCUCUGCUUCCUUAGUCAUGUUUUUCUUGGUCCUGUAGCAGAGCCAUGACAAAGUCUUUGGUUAUGUGUGGAGAGAAACAUAUUAUUGUCCGUUUGACAAUAAUAUACGUUCUCUCCAGUGUCUUGUCAUUGACCCCAUUCCUCUCGUUUCCUCGUUAUCUUUCCCUGAGUGUUUAAUGUCCCACACCUGCCCCAUGUCGUUAUCCCUCGUUUGUCUUCCCUAUAUAUACCCUCUUGUUUCUUUGUCCUGUGCUCUUGUAUUGCGUUGUGUACGUUGUACAUACGUUGCGUUCUGUGUGUAUGUGUAUCCCCCGUGGUGUGCUCCUGUUACCUUGCCUUGUAGCAGCUGUGGACUACCUUACCUUGUUUUGGAUGUUGUGUCGUGGUUAGUGUUUAUUGUUUCUUUUCCCCUUCAAGGGAAGUAUUUGUUUUUGUUGAGUUAUUGUGAUAGUGAUCGUGUCCUGUUUUCCCCAUUGUGGGAUUUUGUUUUCUGUUCUGUUGUUUAAUAUUAAAGUCUUGUGUUAACCCCUUCACUGCCUGCCUGCGCUUGGGUUCUUCCUGUCUAUCCCUGACAAAUAACUCUUAUAAUAUUGUUUAUCAUCAAAGGGAGAAGACAGGCUGUUUCGUCGUUUAUUCAGGAGGUAUAACCAGUUUAUUCGGCCGGUGGAAAAUGUGUCUGACCCCGUUACUGUGGAGUUUGAGGUCUCCAUGUCGCAGCUUGUUAAAGUGGAUGAAGUCAAUCAGAUAAUGGAGACCAACCUAUGGCUACGACAUAUAUGGAAUGACUACAAGCUCAAGUGGUCACCAACAGAGUUUGAUGGAAUUGAAUUCAUCAGAGUCCCAUCAAAUAAAAUCUGGAGGCCUGACAUUGUACUUUACAACAAUGCUGUUGGAGAUUUCUUGGUGGAGGACAAAACCAAAGCUCUUUUGAAAUAUGAUGGAACCAUUACUUGGGUCCCUCCCGCCAUCUUCAAAUCAUCCUGCCCUAUGGACAUCACGUACUUCCCCUUUGACUAUCAGAACUGCUCAAUGAAGUUUGGUUCCUGGACCUACGAUAAGGCCAAGAUUGACCUGGUGCUCAUCGGCUCAAAGGUCAACCUGAAAGACUUCUGGGAAAGUGGAGAGUGGGAGAUCAUAGAUGCACCCGGCUACAAACAUGACAUCAAGUACAACUGCUGUGAGGAGAUCUACCCAGACAUAACCUACAGCUUCUACAUAAGACGGUUGCCCCUGUUCUACACCAUCAACCUUAUCAUCCCCUGCCUUCUCAUCUCAUUCCUAACCGUGCUCGUCUUCUACCUUCCAUCAGACUGUGGUGAGAAAGUGACAUUGUGCAUCUCUGUGCUGCUUUCCCUCACUGUGUUCCUCCUCGUCAUCACGGAAACCAUCCCGUCCACCUCGCUUGUUAUCCCCCUGAUUGGCGAGUACCUUCUCUUCACUAUGAUUUUCGUCACACUCUCAAUCGUCAUCACCGUCUUUGUGCUGAACGUCCACUAUCGCACCCCCAUGACCCACACAAUGCCCGGCUGGGUUCGUACCGUCUUUCUCCGAGCUUUACCUCGUAUUAUGCUCAUGCGCCGGCCUCUCGACCUGUCUGAGUCUUCCGGAAAAGGCGCACUGGAGAGCGGGGGCUCAUCAGGGAGUGGAGCAGGAAAAGGAGGAGAGGGGAAGAAGAGGAAGAAUAGUGGAUCCCAACAGGGUGCAGUGAACUCUUUGGAGUUUGGAGAGGGAAAAGCUGCACUGGAGGGAAAGAAAGGGGGAUGCCCUUGUCACCCGAUGAAAGAGGCACCCGAGGGGGAUUGUGGGAAAGUGAGUCGUCAGUUGAGUCCGCAGGCCAUUAACACGGUCGUGGCUUUCUCCGUGGUGUCACCGGAGAUCAAACAGGCUAUCGAGUGUGUGAAGUACAUCGCGGAGAACAUGAGGAGCCGCAACAAAGCCAAAGAGGUGGAGGAUGAUUGGAAGUAUGUUGCCAUGGUGAUUGACCGCAUCUUCCUUUGGGUCUUUGUGCUGGUGUGUGUGCUGGGAACCGUUGGCCUCUUCUUGCAACCUCUCAUUGGCUUUUUCUCUUAGUUGACAAAGAAACUCAGAUGUACACCUGCUGUAAACCAAUAAGAGGCACUGAAUAUCUGUUUCAGCAGUCACUGACAUACUGUCGUAUUUAUUUAACAUAUAUAACAUAUGUUCUGUCAUCACUACAAAGCUGCACAACCCUAUACCGGUGUCUUUGUGCGGCUAGCUAAUCAGAUGUUCUGUUUCUCCUUCCACUUAGCAAUUAGAGAGAUAGAGAUGCUCUUUGCCUGGUAACAAUCAGAAGCCAUGUUUUCAUCCAAAGCUGCGAAUUAAGCUUAUGUGCAAAAUUGGAAUAUCGCAUAAAACAUUUGCGAAUAAGCACCGUUUCCAUCCAACUAGUCAACCGUCACUUCCUAAUAAACUGCCACUAAAUAUCAGUAAGAAAAGUAAGAGAAGCCACUGAAUAUAAUACUUUUCAUAUAUAAUAAUACUUGCACAAGCAGACGAUUACGAAACACAAUAAAUUCAGUGCAUUUGUGGAUUCCUGCUGUUUGGGAAACACAGUCGUGACAGUUCUAAGAGGCAAUUACAGAAAUACUUUGACAACUUUGCUCAGACAUUAAGAAUGACCAUCACAACAUUUCUGAUGCUGUGUAACAAGAUCAGUACUCUGGUUAGUAAGGUUAUGCCGUCUCAUAGUGCAGUUACGUGACUUUUUGGAGGAAUUUAUUCGGCAAAUGCGUUUACAUCUCCCAUUAUUCGCAUUAACCCUUUGACGCGAAAAUAAAAAACCUCAAGCGAGCGUAAAAACUUUUUUGCGAAUUAAGGGUUUUUAAUACGAAAUUUGGCAUUUCCAUCACUCGUUUCUCAUGCAAAACUUCAAAAUGCGAAUAAAACCAGAGUGAUGGAAACCCAGCAAGGUACUCUGAAACGGCCAUAGCUGAAGGUUCUAAUCACCGUCAAGUGUAAAGCACAAUUUCACUCACUACUUAACAGGUCUAAAUAUAACAGGUCAGACUGAUUGGUGGUUGGUUACCACAACUUACAAUUUACCUUUCACUACAUAGUUUGAUUAGACUUAUGUGACACUUGCCAUAUUUUAUGGCAAACGUAAAAAAAAAAAACGUUCAUCUCUUCUUAACCAGUUCUGAAAUUGAAUCUCUUAGUCUUAUGGGGGUCCCCAGCAUGUUUUUUUUUGAUUGGUCCAUUUAUAUAUAUUUGAUAAUAUGCAUACUGUAACUGUGAUAAUAUAACAUGUCAUGUUCUUAGCGCUCUUCAGAUUUAGAGGCAUUUACAUUUUUAAAGAGAUAUGAUUAUAUGAAAUGUGACAAGAAUUCUAAGAAUAGACUUAAGUCAAUUAUUGUAUGUAAUUAAAUCACAAAAUUGUGCAACUGUGUAAAUGUAAUCCGAUUUGUCAGAUUACUUUUACUGAAAUAUAUCUGGGGGACCCUCCAAGCAGAUCUGCCAAAUUUUAUUUUUUACUUCUUAUGGGGACUCCCUAAUGCCUUAAGGGGGUCUUGGAACCUCUAGGCCCCCCUCAUUUUGAGCCCUGCUCUCAACAAACUCAGGAAAAUCUGCGACAGAAAGUGGUGUUUCAUUACCAGUAAGAAUAGUGGAAAUCCAGUUUAAGACAAUAACCUGUAAUUUGGAACUCUUGGAUGAUAAACAAUCAGCUGUUGGUGAACGUAUAGAACGUAUAGAACACGCAGAAUGUGGUUGAUUUAUAAAUGACUUUAAAUUGUAGUAUGGCUACAUUCUAGAAUAAAAUCAACUAAUCUAGUUCCAUUUAUGGCAAAUACAUUGUGUUUAAGUUCAGUUUAAUUCUUUAUUUUUUACACUGAGUCUCAUCAUCUCAUCACUGAUACAGCAUAGGGAAGAUUUUCUGUUUUUAUUUUUUAAUGCAGAUGUAUCGUCUGUUUUAUUUGAGUUUAAAUCCUUAACUGUUUUAGUGCUAUUAAAAUGACUCACUUUCUGCCUGUCUUUCUCUGUCUUUCUCGCUCCAUCAGAGACGUAAUCCCCUCUUUAAUAUCACCAUUGCGAUUUUUUUUCCACUUCCCCUUGUCAGCUUCUGACAAUUUUGUAACAUGUUUUUAACAGAU
This is a messenger RNA of Triplophysa rosa, 4306 nucleotides long. RefSeq names its product cholinergic receptor, nicotinic, alpha 6 (gene chrna6). The transcript has 6 exons. The coding region runs from base 906 to 2267 and encodes 453 amino acids. Lineage: Eukaryota; Metazoa; Chordata; Actinopteri; Cypriniformes; Nemacheilidae. Gene Ontology annotation, cellular component: postsynaptic membrane; synapse; neuron projection. The record is from RefSeq and is a predicted model, not a curated record. Gene Ontology annotation, molecular function: acetylcholine-gated monoatomic cation-selective channel activity; transmembrane signaling receptor activity. Gene Ontology annotation, biological process: regulation of membrane potential; nervous system process; monoatomic ion transmembrane transport.